GACAGGGGUGGCGAUGGGACGAAAGGUAGUCAGCUGGGCGGGAGACGUGAGUGUUACUUGCAUAAUGGCUUUUAAUUAAGAUAAAUCUGUAUCUAUGGAGAAUUUACAACAAUGGCCAGCCUAUACAGUGAUGAGGCAUCUUCCUCUACAGAAAAUAAAACGGCAGACUUCAGACCAAGAGCUUACCAACUGGAACUCUAUGAACAUGCCAAGAAGCAAAAUUCCAUUCUUGUUCUGGGUACAGGAUCGGGGAAGACCUUCAUCUCCAUACUGCUCAUCAAAGACCUUGGGUACCAGAUUAGGAAAUCAUUGAAAGAAAAUAGAAAAUGGACAGUGUUUGUGGUUAACACGGUCCCCUUAGUGUACCAACAAGGACAUGCCAUACACAAACACACUGCAUUCAACGUUGGUAUGUUUGAACGAUCAAGAGGAGUUGACAUUUGGACAGAUGAAGAUUGGAAAGAACAACUCAACAAAAAUGAAGUUCUUGUAAUAGUUGCUCAAAUUUUCCUGGAUCUCAUACUGCAUUCUCAGAUGUCUUUGGCAGAUGUUAAUCUGCUUAUCCUUGAUGAAUGUCAUCAUGCUACAGGGAACCAUCCCAUGCGUGAAAUUAUGAGGAGAUAUGAAAGUCUUAAAGCCCACAAACCAGAGCUCUGUCCAAGAGUACUUGGUCUUACUGCAUGUGUAAUUCACAAGAAAUGUAAGUUUGAUGAUGUGAGAAAUCAAAUCAGAGAAUUGGAAAAAACAAUGUUUUCUGCAUUAACAACUUCAGUAGAUGCUCAAGCAGUAAAGAAGCACACCACUGCAGCCAAAGAGGUUGUAAUUUGUUUCUCUCCAAAUGAAGUUUCAAAAUAUGCAGAAAAUGUUCAGUCACAAUUAAUUGGUAUUAAGAGUGAUAUUGAUGAAAUGGAAAAUAUUGAUGGCAAACAAAAAAAAGUUUUGAAAAAAAAGUUAGACAACAUAAGUGAGAUCAUGGAUCAUUUGGGAGACUGGAGUGGGGCCAGAGCAGUCAAAUAUGAAAUGGAUAAUUUUGAAGAAACGGAAGAUUUUGAAGAAAUACCUGCUGUUAGAGAUUUAAAGAAGCUUCUUUGUCAAAGGUUGGAAUUGAUUUAUAAUUAUUGUUGUAAUGAGGAGAAGAAAAUGUUCCAACCAUUAAAUCAUACCUCUGAAAAAGUUAAAAGAUUGUGUGAUAUAUUGUCAGUGUGUAGGAGUGAUGUGUGUGGGCUAAUCUUUGUAGAAAGAAGGAACACAGCCAAGUUGUUGUAUGACUUUCUCCUGGAAGCUGCAAAGAUUUACAAAGAACUUUCUUUCAUUAAGCCUGCAUAUGUUAUAAGUGCCAAUUCUAGGUAUUCUACUGAUAUCAAUUUACUUAAGAAUGAACUUAAGAAGCAAAAGGAAACCUUGUUGGCAUUUGCUAGAGGAGAGAAUAAUUUUUUAAUUUCAACAAGUGUUUUAGAAGAAGGUUUAGAUGUUAGAAAAUGCAAUGCAGUGAUUCGCUUUGAUAAAGCGAUGAAUUUUCGUUCUUACGUCCAGUCCAGAGGGAGGGCAAGAGCUAUACCAGCAAAGUAUAUCCUCAUGAUUGAAGAAAGUGAUGUAGAUGAUCUCCUGUCAUCUGUUAGAUUAUAUAGAGAAAUUGAGACUGUUUUAACAAAUAUCUGCAUUAACCGAGAGUUGCCCACAGACUUGGAAACAAGCCUUCAUUUUGCAGAAGAUGAGAUUAUGCCUCCAUACGAGCCAUUUGGCACAGAUGGUCCUAGAAUCACUUUUAAUUCUGCCAUAUGCCUUAUUAAUGUGUACUGCGGAAAGCUACCCCAAGACAAAUUCACUGAGUUAGUACCUGAAACUGUUUAUGAGACAUCUUCUGAGGAUGAGGAAAACAGAAUUAUUGCUGGUAUCAAAUUACCAAUAAAUGCAUGUUUGAAAGAAACCAUAUAUGGGAGUUGCAUGAAAAACAAGGAUCAUGCUAAAAAGAGUGCUGCAUUAGCACUCUGUAAAAGACUUCAUGAGAUGAAAGAACUAGAUGACCGCCUCCGUCCAGUAGGAAAAUCAGAAAAAGAUAUGUUAAAUGGUCUUAUAGAGCUGCCACCAGAAGAGCCUACGGAGAGAGGCAUGCCUCAGCCUGGCACUAAAAAGCGCAGGCAGAUUUAUAACAGAGAGAUGUGUCAGGCCUUUUCUGUCUCAAAAAAACGUUUCAAGCUGUAUGAGAUUAUUGUGAAAUCAAAACCAUUCAACUCAAAUCAAGUAACAAUUGAUUCAAAGGAUAUGAAUAUGUCAGUGGGCUUCCUUUGCAAGGAGACUCUGAGACUUCCUCCAUUCCCAUUAUAUUCACCAAAAUGGAAUGAGGUAAUAGUCAAAAUUCAGUUGAUUAGUGAGUCCAUGGACCUUGAUCCCAUAACAGUUAAUUAUGUUGAGCAUUUUCACAAAGUUGUCUUUGAGACUUUGCUUGAUAUUAAUCCAAAUCUGUUUGAUUAUUUUCCUCAAAAGACAAGUCUACUGAUUUUACCUUGUUGGGGCCUGAUUGAUACUCUUCUCCUCUCAGACAUUGCUUCCAGAGAGACCUUAAGAACAUUUGAGGCAGUGAAUCCUCCUAACAGAUUAUUCAACUUUGAAAGGUCUGAUUUUGAGGAUGCCAUUAUCUACCCUCUCUAUUUAACUGCAUCUGAUGAACCCAUGUACUAUGUUACAGAAAUUGAGGAUCAAAUGAGUCCUCAAGAUAAAUUCCCUGAUAAUUAUUACAGUUCAUAUGAAGACUAUUUCUGUUCAAGAUACAAUUUAAAGAUAAGCAAUAAAUAUCAGCCAUUAUUAACAGUAAAACAUUUGCCAAAAGAUCUUAAUAACUUGAAAAUGAUUGUGCAAAGAGGAAAAGGGAAAAAGAAAGGUCAAGAACCCCCCAAGUUUAUGCCAGAGUUAUGUGGGAUUUUGCCUCUGAAAGCCUCUCUAUGGUGGCAAAUCAUGAUGAUACCAUCUGUGCUUCAUCGUCUCAAUAGCUUAUGUUUGGCAGAAGAAAUGAGCAACAUGAUGACUUCCCCAGACUCUCCUGUGAUACCCAGAUGGCAGUGUAACAAGACUGAUAACAUGGAUUUUGAUUGGUUAGCCAAGUUCAUCAAGGAAAUAGUGCAGCAUCCUGGAGACAAUGUAUCAGUAAUCCUAGCCAAUGCUAAACCCAAACCUAUUCAGCCCUUCAUGAUUCUGAAUUCACUCAUACUACAAGGAUCAAAUGACAACUUUGACUUAGAGAGACUGGAAGUGUUGGGAGAUUCCUUCAUUAAAUAUGCUGUUGCUGAGUAUCUGUUUUUGAAGUAUCCUUUGGAGCACGAAGGAACACUUUCUCAGCAACGUAGCCGCUUUAUUAGCAACAAAACUCUAUACUCCCUAGGAAAACUGAAAAACAUACCAGAGAAAAUUCAGUCUAUAAUAUUGAAUCCAAAAAUCAAUGGAAUAUUACCAGGAUUUGUCCUGAAACCAGAAAUAGAACUUCAUCUUCAGAAUAUUAAGGCUCCCAGUGAUACAUGGGCAAAAUAUGCUAAUGUGACUGAAGAACAGUUCAAAGAGGAAAUAAAGAAAAUGGAAGAUGGAGGAAGAAAAUCAUGUUACAAUCCCUGGACACAACAUGAAGUCUCUGACAAGAGUGUGGCAGACAGUGUUGAGGCUCUCAUUGGUAUCUCCCUGCUUGUUGGUGGCCGUGAGACUGCCAUGAAUUUUCUGGGCAACCUGGGCAUGGAAAUUUAUAAUGGCACUUCAUUUCAAUGUAGUUUACCUGUACCAUCAGCUCUACUAAGCAAAGAGGAAUGGGCAAAUGAAGAAGUGCUCAGGUAUUAUGAUAAAUAUUGCCUUGACCGCCUUGAGGAAAAGAUCCAGUAUACUUUCAGAGAUAAAAGCUUUAUUGUACAGGCUACAACUCACAGCUCUUUCUGCCAAAACAAAGUGACUGAUUGCUACCAGAGACUUGAAUUUUUGGGUGAUGCCAUCUUAGAUUACUUAGUGACGGGAAUGGUGUUCUCCAGCCAUGUUCAUUGCACACCUGGUCAGAUGUCAGACCUUAGGUCAUAUUAUGUUAAAAAUGAAACCUUGGCGAGAGCAGCUGUCAAGAAGAAUUUGCAGUGUCAUUUACUGUACCUUGCCCCCAAGCUCCAGGCCUCAAUUGACAAGUUUAUCAGUCUUUUCCAAAAUGGACUUGAUGAUGAUGAUGAAAUCUUCACAGAAGAUGAUGCUGUGGAUUUGGAAGAUGUGGAAGUCCCCAAAGCUCUGGGAGAUCUGAUAGAGGCCAUUAUCGGUGCUGUCUAUCUCGAUAGUGGCAAAUCCUUGCAGAGAGCAUGGGAUGUGGUGCAGGUCCUCAUGGGUGAUAUAAUAGAAGAAACCAUGAAGAAGAAAGACAUCCCCAUGAAUUGUGUUCGCAAACUGUAUGAAAUGGUGCCCACUGGAAUUAGGUUUGACAAGUUACCCUUUCAGGAAGAUGAUGGCAAGGCAAUGUAUAAGCUUGAAAUUCCUGGCCUGCCUCCAUUGAUCAGAAGUGGAAAGAAUUAUGAUGUGGCCAAGAUAGUGGCAGCAAAGGCAGGACUCCGUUUGCUAAAGGAAAAAGAAGAAAGGGGCUUUUAGUUAGUGACAAUGAAAUCAAAGCCAAACAAAAUUUUACUCAGGCCUUAGUGAUCAUCCUAGCCUGAAUGAUGACAUGACAGACUCAUUAAUCAUACAAUCCAUUUUCUGGGUUUCUAUGAAGCUCAAAAAUGGAUGUGAUAAGUCAUAAUGCAUAUAGAGAAACAAAAUAUUGUGAUCUUUAGAUAUGUACUUAUUGUUUUUCUUGAGUACAUAGGUAGAGAUACUUAGUAGGCUUUAUUUUUUAUAUAAAAUAGAAAAAGCCAGAAGUUUUCUUUGAAGAUGGCUUCUGUUUUACAUGGACUAUUUUUUUAAUAUAACAUAAGUAUUGAUAAUCAGAUUUUACUUGUAAAAUGUGUCCCUAGGAUAGGUUUGCCAGUGACUGAUGUAGCUUGUUGACUAACACAAAUAUGGUCACUGAGGAUUAUUCUGCUCCUCCCACUGAGUAGUUGAAAUUGAAAUAGGCAUUUAUUUGAUCUAAGAAUGUGCUUUCUGUGUGUGUGUGUGUGUGUGUGUGUGUGUGUGUGUGUGUGUGUGUGUGUGUGUGUGUGUGUGUGUGUGUGUGUGUGUGUGUGUGUGUGUGUGUGUGUGUGUGUGUGUGUGUGUGUGUGUGUGUAAAUAUAUGAUUCAAAAUAAUGGUUUUAUUUAGAAAUAAGGAUAAGAUUUUGUUGCUUUAGAAAUAGCUAUAUCAGAAUACAUCUACAAUUUUUUAAGAGAGAAAGGAACUAGAUUUAAAUUUUAUUUUAUUUUUUACUAGAUUUACAUUUUUUUUUUUUGCAGUACCUCUCAGUAAAAACUUAAGUAAUGUGAAAGCUCACCUGAAUAUCAUAUAUGCUCCAGUUAUUCCUGCCAAAAAAUUAUUCUGUCCUUAAACAUUUAAAACUCAGAAAGUUUUUUUUAUUCUUUUCAAUAAUGAAUGCUUUAAUGUUAAGGAAAAGAUGGUACUGUAAAAUACAGAAGGAAAUUAUCAGAAUUUAACAAAACAUGAUGAGUGAAGAUAUUUUACAAUAUGUAUAGUAAUACAUGUAGAUGUAAAGAAAUUUUUGUGAUAACUGUUACUCAUAUUGUCUUUAUUCGUUAAGUAUUAUGUGUCCAUAUUGUGGCUGUUGUUAUAUAAAUAUGUACUUUUAUACCAAUGUUUUAGAGAAUGAAUUCACUUUACUCUUAAAAUAUCUAUGAUUUUAUAUCAUUGCUAGAUGGUGUAGGAUAGUCGCAGCAAAAGAAUGCUAAAGUAAUUGAUUUUUAAAGUGGUGUUAAGCUGUUUCAAGAAACUAUUGUAUCUUUCCUUGUAAUGUUUUUUGUUGUUGAAGAUUUGCCAAUCCGAGGAAUGGCAUCCUUGUAUUGGUUAACUUUCCAUGACAUGGGUCAAGGUACAGAUAGUUGUGUUAUGAGUUAUUGUUAAGAUUACCGAUUUGAUGACUUUGGUUUCAGUACACAGAUAUUUCAUUCCAAUCAGCUAUGAAAUUUUUAUUGCUAAUAAGACAUUGUAAUAAAUCCUUUUGGUAUUGUUAUAAAGCCCUCA
This is a messenger RNA of Portunus trituberculatus (swimming crab), 6115 nucleotides long. RefSeq names its product endoribonuclease Dicer-like. Gene Ontology annotation, molecular function: ribonuclease III activity; DNA binding; RNA binding. The record is from RefSeq and is a predicted model, not a curated record. Gene Ontology annotation, cellular component: RISC complex; cytoplasm; nucleus. Lineage: Eukaryota; Metazoa; Arthropoda; Malacostraca; Decapoda; Portunidae. Gene Ontology annotation, biological process: siRNA processing; pre-miRNA processing; apoptotic DNA fragmentation.